This is a messenger RNA of Tachysurus vachellii, 2421 nucleotides long. Its product is annotated as transmembrane protein 125. The transcript has 3 exons. The record is from RefSeq and is a predicted model, not a curated record. Bases 646 to 1320 code for a protein of 224 amino acids. NCBI's taxonomy places the organism in Eukaryota, Metazoa, Chordata, Actinopteri, Siluriformes, Bagridae.
AGAGAGAGAGAGAGAGAGAGAGAGAGAGAGAGAGAAUCACCUGCCUCAUUUCCCCCAUAGAGAGCGACAGGAUCCAGUUCAGUCUGUUGACGCAGGGAGAAGUUGCUGAUAUUCCUCCUCAGGGCUGUCCGGUUUUUAAUCCAUGGUGGUGUAAAGAAGCCGGUUUGAACAGGGAUUGACGGAUUGUGGGAUUAAGGAGCAGAAAUGAAGGCUACCUCUUUAUCACAGGACAGUGAGACGUUAACCUUAUCCAGGCUUAGACAAAGACACAGAGUUUCACUUCACUGGUAGUGUCCUGCAGCCAGCCUGGGGAGAAACAAGGCAUCGGCUGUUGCACGCUGACCAAAGCCAAGAAAAAAGUGUGCUUUGUGAAUGCUUGCUAUUCAGACACAUCUCCUGUAGCCCUCCGGAGCCUGACACCAAAGGAUACAGCUUCACUCUGGAUCAGACUGUGAACCCAGAGGGCCUUGACAACUGGCAUGAUCCGGCAAUCUGGAAGGUUGGAGCCCUGUUCGCUUUAUUCAGAGCUUUAUAUGAACUGUUCGGGAAACCAAGAGGAUAUUUAAUCAAGGUGGAACGCACAGGUGUUGCUCUCGUCCCCUUCCCGGGCAUCGGCGGUAUUCCUGUCUUCUCAUUACAGGCAACAUGUCGGAGCUAGACGACUUCCCACCUCCUCCUCCUCGAGGCCUGAACCAAGCCGAUCCAUCCCGUAUUCAGCAGGACAUCCUGGAGGAGCAGGUGGAGCUGUGGUGGUUCAACGAGCCACGGAAGUCUCUGUUGUGUUACAUCGCCUCCGUGGCCUUGGUGGUGGGCUGCGGCGUGGGUGGCGUCGGCUUGCUGUCCAGCACGACCAGUCUGUCAAGCGAGUGGCGUCUGGGUGCGGGUACGGCACUGUGCAUGCUGGCGUUAGCCGUGGUGCUCAAGCAGCUGCUCAGCUCAGCCGUGCAGGACAUGAACUGUGUGCGCAGCCGGCAGCGCAUAGACAUUCUAAAAAGCGGAGGCUUGUCUGACGUGCUGGUGGUGCUCCUCACUGGACUUUCCUUGCUUAUCUGUGGAGCUGUGCUGCUCAACGUGGCUCUGGGGUACCACAUGCCCAAACCGGGCCAGGCUCUCAAUGAUAUGUUUAUAUCAGGAGUGGUGUUGUUGGCAGGUGGAGGGUUCACUGUGGUGGCUGUCACCGUUUACUCAAUUGUGGUUUUCCCUUUGGCAAGGACAAGACCAGAGCGGAGAUUUAGAGACAGAAUGCUGGGAAUUUUCACUGUAUCGGGGCAGAUGCGUUCCCGACGGGAGACAGCGUCAAGUCUGGCACAACUCAUAUGACUGUGGAAUUCUAUAUAUCAUGUAUAUAUAUGUAUAUAGCUUGAACAAAAGUAAAGAUUCUAUAAAGAAUCCGAGUGGUUAUAUGUUUAAAUCUUUAUUCUCCUCCAGAAGUGGACCUACACUCCAGAAGAAACACAGCCACUGGAGAAUAUUUUGCACAGAUUGAUUGAUGAAUGUAUAAAACUACAGCAAUGAUGGUACAAAAUACAUACUGUAUUAUUAUCUAUCUUUUAUUGUGUACACAUACUGAUCUCACUGUGCUCUGGGGGGGUGACAUGGUCGAGACCACGUUUACGGCUCUUCCUCCCGGCCCCAAAGCUCUUUUUAUCGUUGUGCACCGCGGGGUUUUACACAAAUCUACGAAAUAAUGAAUUCUUUUUUAGAUAAAACAUGCUGGCUCCUCACAGCACAACCGUCGCCUUCACGAACAUGUUAAUGAGCUUCACCAAACAUCAAUUCACCAUCUGUGGGGAAUCGACUGUGCGUCCUUCACACCUUUUAUUUAUGUGGGCGAAUAGGCGUGUCCCAAACGGAGCUCCAUCUGGACCUUGCUUGUCAGAGCUGUUUAAUGUGUGUUAGAACGGAUCACAGCCGUGUCAGUUUGCAUGUUUGUGAUUUCAUACCGUGACCUCUCGGAAGCUCGGCGAUAGCAGCCCGCGCUGUGGAUCAAAAAACGCCAGCUCUCCACCCAAAAAAAAAGAGCCGAAGACACUGAUUGCGUCUGAUUGUAUUUUAAAUGACAGAUGUUUAUUAUUAUCGCUCAGCACUUUUAUCGACUCUCGAGUCAUUUAAUAUUACAGUAAGCACAUUUAUAAUCCUCAAACUUUAUCACAUACCGUAACUCUUGAUCAAGCCGGAGGGCUGAAUAAAAAAGUGUUCUGAAUCAAGAUUGAGUGUGUAUGAGCAAAAAAAAAAAAGUUCUCCAAGAUUUUUAUUUUAAAGUCCAGUAUGUAAUAUGUAAUUAAAAUGUCAUUGUGUCGGAUGGAUUCAUGUAGAGGGUUUAAGUGUGAAUUAAAACUCACCAAUUUUUUUUUUUAAUUUGAAAAUAAAGAAAUAAAUGAAUAAACAAAUAAAUCAAUAAAAUAGUCAAAAUAUGAAGAA